AUGGCGACAUUGCCCCAGGCAGCGACAGAAAAGCCGCUGGCCAGGAAAGUCCGCAUAGACACUCGGGCAGUGGAUGGUGUCCGUGGUUUCGCCGUGUUUCAUAUCGUGGUGGGUCACCUCUUGCUCUUCAGCGAGGUGCAGGAGCUGUGGGUCGAACCUUCAGAUGAAGAGCAGGUUCAGCAGUUGCCGCAUUUCGACUUUGCCGACACCGUUUGCCCAGAAGGCUGGCUCCGAGUGGCUGAUACGUGCUAUGCAUCUGCCCCAUGUGGUCGCGAGCACUUGACCUGGUCUCAAGCCGAGGCAGUUUGCGCACAGAUAGUGCCAGGAGGGCACUUGAUGUCCGCGUCGACAGCACAGAUGGCCGCAGUCACGCAUGCAUUUUACCCCUGGAUCUCUGACUCUGACUGGUCUGAGCUAUUGUGGACCGGUCUGAACGAGAGAGACGAGAAGGGAAAAUGGCAGUGGACGACAGGAAGAGACAACCCCUCGUUCACAUGGAUGGAGGGUGAGCCGAACGAUUGGGGAGGACAGGACGAGAGUUGUGCAGCUGGUUUUGCAGGUGGCCUCCUUCUGGAUGCCUCAUGCGAUUCCUACUUCAGAUACCUCUGCAGCGUGGAAGCGAAGAUGGAGCAUUGCCCAGCUCCCUGUGCCCAGGAAACACCUGGUUGGAAUGGAGACACAUGGCGUUGCAGAGAAGACCGGGAAGGCGACUCAGGUGACUGUGAAGAUGGUGGCUUCGGCACCGUAGGAUUGAUGGGCGGCGGCUCUAUGGGCCUUUUCUACAUCAUCUCUGGCUUCGUGAUGGCUGUGGGGUAUUGCCAGGUGGAGCUGCAACUUUGCGGUGGAUGUUGUGGAGGGGAUCCAGACAUGCCAAAGUUAAAUGCUUGUCAAUUCUGGGCACGUCGCUUGGUGCGACUUGCCCCGACGUACUUUUUGACGAAUGCCAUCGGUGUGGCCUUGAAAGCAGCCUUCUCGACGGAGGAGUUUCAGGCAUUCACGGCUUCACAGUACGUGCAGUCUGUUCUUGGCUUGACUUCCUGGAGCUUUGUCGCACCUGUUGGUAAUGGCCUGACAUGGACGAUCUCGACGAUGCUUUUCUUCUACCUCUGUUUCCCUCUUCUAGGACCGGCCGUACAGCGCGUUCCACUGGCGGGCCUCCGGGCACUUGCAUGGACCAUGUACGUUGUGCAGGGAGUGCUGAUGAUGCUCGGCUUUGCUUUCAACACACCGGGUUAUUGGAUUCGAAUGUGGCCACCAGUGCGGCUGCCCAUCUUUGUUAUGGGCAUAUGUGCCGGGCUGUCGCGGGUGCGCGGGGAGCAACAUCGAGCAGCCCAGGCGGAUUCGUGCCAGACGCCAGUGAGCCGCAGGGAUGUGCCACUGGAAGUCGGCAGCAAGUGGGGUAUCGAGGCGUGUCUCCCUGACUGGGUUUGGGUGCUCCUCUGGACUGGACUCACUCUCUAUGGCACCACGAUCACUUUUCUGUGCUCCGUAAACCUCCGCUUCCGCUUCACCCUUGAGGUGGUGUUCCCGAUGAUCUUCUACGAGUUCAUCCUCGCGAUCACGAGCCCCACUGCCGAAGGUGCUUGCUUGGUCCGCUUUUUCCGCUCCAAGCCCAUGCGCUUCCUUGGUGACAUCUCCAUGUGUGCCUACAUGAUCCACAUGCUACUUGGUGAGGUGCUGGGCUAUGCGACGGGAACGCAAACCGGUAGAUGGCCUUGGUGGACACUACUGGCAGUUCUGCCCAACGCGAUUUUGCUGGGCUGGAUGCUGACGGAGUUCUUUGAGAAGCCCAUUUCAAGGUGCUUACGGCCGGACAGGCGUGCCGCCAAGAGUCCCGCUGUCAGCGAUGAGAACCAUGAAAAGGAGUCGUGUACCCCUGUCGCCGAGGAGGCUCCACCUCUUCCACCUCCUCCACAGGCUCCUGUCUCUGAGGAAGCCGAGCCUGCGCGGACAGCUUCCUUCGCCAGUGCCCCCUCUCAACCGGCCUCCUCGCUGGUUCGGCGGGCUUUACAACCAGAGUGCAGUGUGGACUUUCCCCAAAUCACCGAGAUCUGCGAGAGGUUGGAGAUCCAACCCUCUGAGAUCCGAACCACUGUGGCGGUGCUCGCCAAGGCGCUGCGGGAUCGGAGGCAGCCAUUGCAAGUCAAGCUCAAGGCUUUGACAAUCGCUCACGAGAUGCUGUACAACCAGCAAGUGGUGGAAGUCUUCGCCGAAGCCGAAGGCUUGCGUGAAGCCUUGGAGGCGCUCCGUCAAGUGCGAGGGAACGAGCUCGGGGCAGCAAUGGACGAAAACGUCCGAAUGCUCGCGACUGAGAUCGUCGGCCGCUGCUUCGAGGGCAAGAGCAGCUCCAAUGGCUGGAGCUCUUUUGCUAAGGCAGCAGCAAAAGUAGGUUGCAGCUUUCCGGGUUGA
This is a messenger RNA of Symbiodinium sp. CCMP2592, 2409 nucleotides long. NCBI's taxonomy places the organism in Eukaryota, Dinophyceae, Suessiales, Symbiodiniaceae. The record is from the annotation of a GenBank genome assembly.